AAGGAGCCCAGGCAUAGAAGCUGCAUCACUCACUUAAAAAGUCCUAUCCAAUUCAAUCCCCCAAGGAACUCUGAUAUUCCGGGUGCGAUGAGAGGGAAUACCAACGGCGGCGGCAGAUCAAUAAGCUCACCGGAGAAGAGAGCGGCGUGUAAUCACGGCAACCACCACAAAAGCGGGGGAAGUGAAUCAGAAACAAAGGAAGGAGGGUCAUCGUCCGGCAGCGGAGAAGGGGGAGUGUGGCUGCCGGAGUUCGUAAUAGCCUUAACGAAUAAAGAGAAGGAAGAAGAUUUCAUGGCGAUCAAAGGGUGUAAGCUGCCUCUCAGACCUAAAAAACGGCCCAAAAUUAUUCAACGCACCAUCAAUCUGGUGAGCCCAGGGACGUGGCUGUGUGAUCUAACGCUGGACAGAUACGAAGUCAGGGAAAAGAUGUCUAAAAAGAGACGAAGAGGGCUUAAAGCAAUAGUGAAAGUGGAGUCAGAUUCGGAGUGGGAAAGGCAUAGUUCAUGAAUACCAACUUUUUCUAUUGUAAUUUUUAAAUCUAUUUAACUUUAUUAAAUGGUUAGUUUUAAAAUAUUAGAAAUUUAUUAUUUUAAAAGUUUAAAAGGCAUUUUAGGAGUGGACAGCUGGAUGCAUUUAGGCAGCUUUUAUAUUAUUUUAUUUUUGGCAUUUGAUGGACACCGUUCCUUUUUCUGUACUUUUUUUUUUAAUAUUUAUAUAUUUACUUUCUUGUAAUAUGACAAUUU
Cucurbita maxima (winter squash) is the source of this 743-nucleotide messenger RNA. RefSeq lists its product as uncharacterized. The coding region runs from base 88 to 507 and encodes 139 amino acids. The record is from RefSeq and is a predicted model, not a curated record. The transcript is spliced from 4 exons. NCBI's taxonomy places the organism in Eukaryota, Viridiplantae, Streptophyta, Magnoliopsida, Cucurbitales, Cucurbitaceae.